This is a messenger RNA of Saccostrea cuccullata (small rock oyster), 2331 nucleotides long. RefSeq names its product afadin- and alpha-actinin-binding protein-like. Lineage: Eukaryota; Metazoa; Mollusca; Bivalvia; Ostreida; Ostreidae. The record is from RefSeq and is a predicted model, not a curated record. Gene Ontology annotation, biological process: intraciliary transport involved in cilium assembly. The transcript is spliced from 14 exons. Gene Ontology annotation, cellular component: centriolar satellite; ciliary basal body. The coding region runs from base 87 to 1934 and encodes 615 amino acids.
CUAGCUCUGUAUGGUCAUGCAAUUUUGAUUUUGAGAACGUUCUCACUGUUUUGAGGGCCACUGCUAGGCCUAGUUGACGCCUUCCAAUGAUGGCAGACCUGGGUGUGCUGAAGCCUACCUCAGGUAGUCAGGACUUUCUGUUUGAUUUUUCCACCACCCUCCAACAGAUGGUGGGGGAUGUCCAUUUCUACUCCACCUGCCAGGAGCCUGGGUGUGAUGAGAACACCUUCUGUACACCUGACACUGUCGAUCAGUGUCUAGCCUUCCUCAAUCAGGAAUUACUUUCCCUGGGGUUCCAAGCUCUGUCAUAUGACAGUCAAAGUAAGAUGACAAGCCUGAUUAACCGCCUUUACCAGAUUUUGUGUCUGUAUCAGAAACAUGGCCGAACAAAGGAGGAACUGGAAAACAGAUUGCUACGUGUCAACAGUGAAUGUGAAAAUUACCAACAUGUAAUCGCAAGGUUGAAAACAGAAAAGGAGAAACUUGUGAGAGAAAUAAGUGUAGAGCAGGAGAAAAGCCGGCAACUGAUGGUCAAACACAAGACGUCCACAACAAAACUCAAGUCCGAGAAGGAGGAGGUGAAGAGACUUACAAGUGUUAUCAAGGACAGAGAUACACAAUACAAACAUGACUUAAAAAAGAAGGAGAGAGAAUGCAAUAAAUUGAAGGAGAGAAUCCAUCAGUUACUGGCUGAUAAAACGCCUAAUCGGAGAGUAGGUUUAGAUAUUGCCUGCUCCUUACACAGUUCUGAUGGCAGAAGAAGUACAUGGAAAACAACCUCCAACAAACAAGAUGAAAUGUACCAGCAGUUGAUCUCAAUGUAUGAGGAGAAACAGAAGAAACUAUUGGUAGAGAACACAGAAUUGAGGACCAGUCUAAAACAUGUUUACAAAGAUGUCAGCAAUGCACUGGGCCUUCAUGAUCACCUUAUCACUACAAAGAGUACUCCCUCACAGGAUGUGGAGUCAGGUUCCAGUGAGGAAGAGUUCACAACCUACCCCUCAGCUUGUAGUUAUAGGACUCAGGACUCAGAUGGGUACUUUCAAAUGCCUUAUGACAUGAUUAAGGAAACAUUAGAGACCAUGUUCAAAGAAAGAUCAAGGAAAUUGAAAGAAAGGAGGAAAAGAAAGCUGCCAAGUCCUAACAAACCUGCCAGAUCUUGUCCCCCUAAGCAGUCACCAAACAAGCAUUGUGACUUGGAGCAGCUUAAUAAGGAAAUGGAGACCUUGAAGAAGCAGAUUAAGACAUACGAAGAUCAGAUAGAGAAACAUAAAAGGGAGAAGGAGAAUUAUAAAGAGGUCAUACAACAACAGGAGGACAUGAUUCAGAAUUCCAUUCAAAUGCACAAACACCAGAACUCGACAGAGCAUAUUUUGAAUGACUCCAAGGUUGAAGAGGAACGCGAGAGUCUUUUAGAGCAGAAGAGAUUAUUUCAUGAAGAGAAGAACCACUUCACAGAGGAGAGGAAACAGUUUACAGAGGCAGCCAUUAAACUGGGUAAAGAGAGAAGAGCCUUAGAGGAAGAAAAGACUGCCAUUUUAAAGAAUCAGUUUCUUCAGAUAUCACCCUUCAGAUCUCCCUCAGACAAAUCUACACCUCAUAAAGUGGAUUCCAUUCGCCUCCUUCCGUCCACCCCCCAGUUUUCACCGGCUUAUCCAGGACAGCCAAAGACUCCCUCCACAGUAGAACUUUUCAGAUUCCUGGGAAUUACCCCAAAGGAGCAAUUCUUACAUGACAAAAACUCUUCAUUAAGUGACUCCAGUGAACUGAAGAGAUCCCACAGUUAUGAGUGCCUUAACAGCAACACCACACUGACCACCUCUAACAACAGUGGCGACCUUUCUGUAUUCUCUGAGAAUAAGUCUGGUGUAGUCAAGAAAUCACUAUUCCAGCACCUCUCCUGUACACAAAGUAAUGAUGAUCUGGGAAUUUAACAGAAAUUUGUUGUGUAUCGGAGCUGAUUAUUUGAAAUGUGUUCUAUUUUUUUAUUUGUAAUGAACUUUUGUGAGGGCUGUUUAUUUUUCAUGACUUCAGCAAAUGCAUAAGGAUUGGAUCAUACAGCCAAAUGAAAAUAUGUGUUGGGUUUAUUUUUUCACUCAAGUGAGCUUUUCUGAUAAUGUUUCGUCCAUCUGUCUGUCUGUAAACUUUUAACACUUAAAUUUUUUUCAAGAAUGUCUAAUUUCAACUAAAAUUGUUUCACACCACCCAGAAGGGUAUUCAAAUUUCUUCAUAUGAAAUACAUCCCCCUUUUUCAAGGGGAGAUUAUUAAGAAAUACUGUGGAAUCAUCAAUGUUCAAUGAUUUUGUGGGUCACCCUUAUCCAUGAAUUAAC